UGUUGCAGAUUUUGUAAUGUCAUCGAUGAGUGUACCAGGAACCUUUUGGAGGAUGUCCUCCAUUACAGAAGCAGCUAGGCCACCAUGGCGCUGCUAAUGCGACGUCUAUUCGUAGACGCUCAGGCAAAGCUGCGCAGAAUGGUAGAAGAACAUUCUCUCGAUCUAGCCUCUCGGAUCGACUCCGAUUACCCCAGCACCUCCCCUGGCGGCCCUUUUGGUCCUUUCUCCACCGGCGGAACCGGCUCAACGGCCAGUCCGGAAAGCGACGUGAAGUUAGCGGACGGCAACUUCACUCCGGCGGUACUACCGGAACCACCCGCACAACCUCCACAGCCUCCUAUAAUUUUCUCUGAUUCUUCAAUUACUGUCGGAGGCGGCAAGGAAGCGGCAGUAGGCGCCGUUCAAGACACCAAACUCAACGAUUGUGAUGUAGAUUUUAAUGUAUUACUUAGAGACAACUCUAGUCGUGUGACCAGCAACUACAAGCCGAAUCGGCACGACUCUAUAGAGUCGAAGAAAAGCAAAUCUUUGUCAGUGGAUCUGAACGAAACUGACAGUGGAUCAAAGAAAGACGUGAAGAAAACUAAGUCGGAUCCAUCCGCGCAAAGGUUGGGUUCUGACGAUACCAAAGAGGAGGGCAAGGAGAGUAACGGAAUGACGGUACAGGACGAAGCGAGUCCUUUAAAGGACAGUCGUUCGUCCCUGGAGACCAGAUCCGAUUCGCCGAAGCCUGGUUGUAGCAGCCAACCAGAUCUAGAUUCGUCUUCCCCCCGAUCCCCCCGCAGUUCAGACGGUGCAACUCGAUGCGCCGAUGACCUAUCAGCCCUUCUCCCUUCCCCGCUGGGCAGCAAAGGCGGUGUAUCAGGGGCAGCCGGAGGGGCAGUGCGACGUCUUCGGGCCGAGAAUGAAAGAUUGCAGGCGGAAGUGACCAGGUUGAGAAGGCUGGUGGUCAGUGGAGCUAGCAAUGUUUUGGCUGACAGGAACCUCCUGUGGAAGGGGAGACCGCUCCUGCAGGAGAUACAGAUGCAUACAGGUUGGAGAGGGAACUGCAGUUAGCCAAGGAGGCUUUGAUCACGCUGAAAGCAGACAAAAGACGGUUAAAGGCGGAAAAGUUCGACCUACUGAACCAGAUGAAGCAGCUGUAUUUGACGCUGGAAGAUAAAGAAAAGGAAUUGAGGGAAUUCAUAAGGAACUAUGGUCAGUCAAGGGAUAAUGAGUCCUCUCUUCAACAACUGUGUACGGAACGGGAGGAACGGGAGCGGGAACGUUGGAGCCUGUUACGACAUGCCAGAGAUGAGGCUGAACGGAGCCUCUCAUUGGCCGCUCAGCUGAAUGCCAAAGAGCUGCAGUUGCAGCAAGCUCACGAACAGUUACAGGAGGCUCGUCGUCAAAUGCAGGCAGCUGGAAUAGGCUGUUGUCUCUCCGACCAAGAAUCCUUAGCUUCGUUGCCUAGACACAGCAUCAACGGCACGAUACCCACAUGUGGCGCUGGUGUCGUCACUGCGGGUGGUUUGACGCCUGGUUCCAUCCCCCACCAUCCGCCAGGGGGUGGAGGUGAUAGGGGGAGUUGCAGCGCCGAUAGUGGUGUCAGGGUCUCCUCAGAUAGAGAAAGUGGAGCAACAUCCGUGGCAGGCAAUCUGUCGGACUCAACAGAUGGCGCUCCUACUAUUGCGAUAGGAGAUUGCAAAGACAUCGAUUCUGUCUCUCUGGCUUCGACGGUUCCUCCACCGCCGCCACCACAUAUGUACCAAUCUUCACUUAAAGACUGCAGUCCGACUUUAUCACCAUUAAAUGCAAACAACUUUUCAAGAUCGAUAGAUCCAGUUUCUUUAUCUAGGUCGGUGGAGCAGCUAAGUUCUCCAUUAGAAACGGAACCAAUAGCAGUAGGUAGGAGAAGUAAACAAUCCUCAAGGCCAUCGAGUGGUCGAGGAGGAACUUGGGGUAGUAUAUCUAGGGUAUUUGCCAGAUCAAGGCAUCGAAACAAAACUAGUUCAUUACAGGAAACAAGUGAGCAUAGUUACGAGCCUUAUCGAAGUUGGUCGCCUUUGACGGAGGAAGGCUACGCAGAAAAACUAAGGUUACUCCGAGAAGCAAGCAGUAUACCUAUGGAAAGGUGGCGAGCACCUACGGUGCUGGCUUGGCUUGAGGUCGCGUUGGGUAUGCCGCAGUAUGGGUCCAAGUGCGCAGAAAAUAUCAAAAGCGGAAAGAUCGGUCGUUUGAAUGGCCAGGUGCUCCUGGAACUGAGCGACCUGGAGCUGGAAUGCGGCCUGGGCAUUCAGCACCCGAUGCACCGAAAGAAACUGCGGUUGGCCAUUGAGGAGCAUCGAAAUCCACAGCUGGUGCGCUACCCUUGCAUCGCGCAGCUGGGACACACCUGGGUCAGCAGCGAGUGGCUACCUGAUCUGGGACUCGCACAGUACUCAGACAGCUUCGCGCAAAACAUGGUGGACGCCAGGAUGUUAGAACACUUAAGCAAGAAAGAGUUAGAAAAAUACUUAGGCGUUACGAGAAAAUUUCACCAGGCAUCCAUUGUUCAUGGAAUACAUCUCCUACGAAUAAUGAAGUAUGACAGACAGGCACUCGCUGUGAGGAGACACCAGUGUGAAAACAUGGACGCCGAUCCUCUAGUAUGGACUAACCAAAGGUUCAUCCGAUGGGCGCGGAGCAUCGAUUUAGGAGAAUACGCCGAUAAUCUCAAAGACAGUGGCGUGCACGGGGGGUUGGUAGUUCUAGAACCGUCUUUCAACGGGGACACGAUGGCAACAGCUCUGGGAAUCCCCGCCAGCAAGAGCAUCAUUCGUAGGCAUUUGACAGCAGAGUUGGACGCUUUGGUGCUGCCCGCAAGGUACGUCGUCUUCUGCCAAAUGGAAGAGCUGCAAGCGGAAGCAGCGCGCGUCAUAUCCAAGCAUAACAGAUAAACCAGUGAUAUUCAUUAUACUCGUACGUAGUAUCCGGAUAAGGUCGUAUCAUAACCGGUGGUGACCACGAAUAUGAGCUUGAGAUCGUUUUUGAAGGUCAACUUGAGUUAUUCCAAUCGAACAUUUUUGGUCCUAAAAAUUGGAAAAAUGGAAAAGCUCGUCGUUCCAAUGUCCUUACACUCAAGAAUGUGGUUAGAUUUCAAGGUCAAGGUUUCCUUCAUUUCUCUAAAUCCUUGAUAUCGUGGCGCACUCAGAAUCUUCAUCUAGGUGGUAUUUCCAGAGAUUUUUAUUUGGGAGAGAUAGAAGAUAAAUUAGUAACUCAUAGAUGUGGAAAUCUAAUGAUGAUAUUACUAUCGAAGCAUUGACUCUUUGACGAUUAAGGUAUUCUGUUCAAUUAAGUCGAUUUAAAGAACUGUUGUAAAAAGCCAUAUGCAUUCCAUGACAAUAUUUGUAUUAGGCAUCCCACAUUUAUUUUCUGUCUUCCGAAAGGUCGAAUAUUGGUAUCGAUACAUAAUGAAUUCAGAUGAUUCAAUUUGUAGAAGCUGAUUAAUUCUUCAUAAUUAUUGUGAGUUUGUUAGAACCUGACAACCAACAACCAUGGGACGCAAAGUAUUACAUAUCUUCUGCUUUUUUAUUAUUUGCUAACCAGGCAAAACAAUAUUUUAAAAAAGACCUCAACACAAUUCUUCUGCAAGCAACUGUGGUGCUCGACAUGUGCCACAACUUGUGCAGACAACAUUCCAGUUUACAUGUGGCAGGCAUUUUUGUAUGGAUAAAGUGCACUAGACGUGCCAGACGUUCUGACAGCCGGAAUAUAUUACAUCUGACGUGCCGGCAACAUGUGUCCGGUACUUGUACUGGAAACGUACUUUAAAUUAUAUACUGAAAGUUUCUCGUGAAUGAUGACAUUUCAUGGAGUCUGGUAUGAGUGGAUAUGAUGGAAAGUCAUCGAAGAAUAUCACCAAAGUCUAUUAGAUACCUACAUAUAAUAUAGCAUCAUCAUAUUUAUUAAAGACGUUAACCGUAGGUAUUGUUCCUUAAAAUAAGUUACCAAACAUUAUUGUGAUUCAUUAAUGCUUUCUCUUACUGUUAUGUUUGAUGAUAUGCAUAUGUGUGUAUAAUGCCACCUAAUGCAGCGAUUGGUUAGGUAGGAUAUAUAAUAAUCAAACGUUUUUUUUUGCAUUUAAAUCAAAUUAUAACUAUAAUAUAAUAGGCGAGAAUAAAGGUUUUGGAAAUAUCUGCUAUCAGUAAUUUUUUAACCACUGCAAACUGUCUUCAGUGAU
This is a messenger RNA of Acanthoscelides obtectus, 4201 nucleotides long. NCBI's taxonomy places the organism in Eukaryota, Metazoa, Arthropoda, Insecta, Coleoptera, Chrysomelidae. The record is from the annotation of a GenBank genome assembly.